Colletotrichum scovillei is the source of this 1524-nucleotide messenger RNA. Its product is annotated as chitinase 1. The coding region runs from base 1 to 1524 and encodes 507 amino acids. Gene Ontology annotation, molecular function: chitin binding; chitinase activity. Gene Ontology annotation, cellular component: extracellular region. The record is from RefSeq and is a predicted model, not a curated record. Lineage: Eukaryota; Fungi; Ascomycota; Sordariomycetes; Glomerellales; Glomerellaceae. Gene Ontology annotation, biological process: chitin catabolic process; carbohydrate metabolic process. The transcript has 4 exons.
AUGGUCGGAUCAUCCCUCCUCCUACCUCUCCUCGCCGCCCUGGCCUCCAUAGCCGGCGCGGUACCAGUAAACGAGCGCCGCCCGCCCGCCCGACGUGCGGAAAGCCGGGGACAGUCGUCCACCACCCAAGUCACGGUACCAACCUCCCAAGCGGCGACAGCAGCGCCCACGAGCCCGCCCGCGGUGUCACUUCCUUCACCCAUCACCGUCUCCUCCUCGUUUGUCACUUCUCGUCUCGCUUCGUCGACUUCGGCGGGUGUGCCUGGCGUUUCCUCAUCAUCGGUGAGAACGUCGGCGGCAGCCUCCUCAGCUUCUGCUGCGCCGUCUUCUCUAUCAACUGUGCGAGUGUCCAGCACGGGCACAGCCUCUCCGCCUGCCACCGGCACAGGAACCCCGGCAUCGGGAUACAGGAAUGUCCUGUACUUUACAAAUUGGGGCGUCUAUGGGGCGAACUACCAACCGGCAGACAUUCCCGCAGACAAGGUGACGCACUUGCUCUACUCCUUUGCGGAUAUCCAAACAGAUGGCACGGUAGUCUCGUCAGACCCUUACUCAGACACGCAACGCCAGUACUCUGGCGACGACAACCAAGCAGGUAACGCCUACGGCUGCGUCAAGCAGCUAUACGCCCUCAAGAAGCAAAACCGUCAGCUCAAGCUCGUCCUCUCCAUCGGCGGCUGGACCUGGUCCAGCAAGUUCCCCGCCGUGGCCGCCUCGGACACGGCUCGUAAGCAGUUUGCUUCCUCUGCGAUCAAGCUCAUGAUCGACUGGGGUUUCGACGGUCUCGACAUUGACUGGGAAUACCCAGCCAGCGACACGGAAGCAACAAACUUCGUCGCCCUCCUCAAGGAAGUCCGCUCCCAGCUCGACGCCUACGCCGCGGCCAACGCACCGGGCUACCAUUUCGCCCUCACAAUCGCCUGCCCCGCGGGUCCCUCGCACUACAAGCAGAUGAACCUCCGCGGCAUGGACCCCUAUGUCGACGCCUGGCACCUCAUGGCCUACGACUACGCCGGCUCCUGGGACACCACGACGGGCCACCAGGCCAACCUCUACCAGAAUCCGUCCAACCCGACGGCGACAAAGUUCGACACCCAGACCGCGCUGGCGUACUACCUCUCCCAGGGCAUCGCCCCCAGCAAGGUCGUCCUCGGCCUGCCGCUCUACGGCCGCUCCUUUGAGAACACGGCCAACGGCGUCGGCCUGCCGUACUCGGGCGUCGGGACGGGCUCCAUCGAGCCGGGCGUGUGGCACUACAAGGUCCUGCCCAAGGCCGGCGCCGUCGAGGUCUACGACUCGACGGCGGGCGCGCUGUACAGCUACGAUAGUUCGACAAAGGAGCUCAUCAGCUACGACAACCCGGCGAGCGCGGGCGUCAAGGCUCAGUAUCUGCUCGACAACAAGCUUGGCGGCGCCGUCUUCUGGGAAGCCGCUGGUGACCGCAAGGGCGAGGAGUCUGGUGGGUGUGUUGGCGAGCAAGAUGGGCAAGCUCGAUUCGAACCAGAAUCUGUUGAGCUACCCUAA